This is a messenger RNA of Spodoptera exigua (beet armyworm), 1601 nucleotides long. NCBI's taxonomy places the organism in Eukaryota, Metazoa, Arthropoda, Insecta, Lepidoptera, Noctuidae. The record is from the annotation of a GenBank genome assembly.
UUGACAUUUAAAUUUUAAUGGAAGUUUAUUGUCGCGGUGUGUCUGUGUUUUUCUCUUUAUUGUAUUGAAUUACUUACCAAAUUUCAUUACUUUAAAAACUAUUUAACUCUUAAUAUCGUGCCAUUACUUAAAACCGGCUAAGAUGGCUUCGCCUUUGGAACAGUUCGUGGAUAAUGUUAGGACUAUGUCGGCAUCAGGUUCCUUUCGAGAGUUGUGCGAAGUAAUUGGGAAAUCUGAUGAGGUAUUGCAAAGAAACACCGCACAUCUAUCAACAGUCUUGGAGACCCUUGACAUUCAGCAACACUCUUUAGGAGUCCUAGCAGUACUCGUCGCAAAAUUCUCACUACAACAGGGUGGUGAUGUAGAUAAAUCUACCAUGUUCAAACAGAUUCAUGAUUUUAUCACCAACUGCAACGGAGAGCAAGUGAGAUUUUCACCAGAACUAUAUGCCGAGCUGUGUCAUCUGUUAACAAAUUACUUGGUAGAAAUAAAGCAACCCAUCAGAGGAAUUGAAAUACUGAAGAAAGCUAUAAGGAAAAUACAAUUGUUUGAUUCCCAGCUAACAUCAAUCCAUGCAGAUCUUUGCCAACUCUGUUUACUCUCAAAAUGCAUGAAACCUGCUUUGGAGUUCCUGGACACUGAUGUUACUGGUAUUGGAUCUGAGCUUGGUGGUAACAAUGACUCGAAACAUUUUCUUUUGUAUUACUACUAUGGGGGCAUGAUCUACACUGCAAUGAAGAACUAUGAUAGAGCCUUGUAUUUCUUUGAAGUAGUUGUCACUGUGCCCGCUAUGGUGGUCUCUCACAUCAUGUUAGAAGCUUAUAAGAAAUAUAUACUGGUCUCAUUUAUUCUACAUGGAAAGAUAUUGCCUAUGCCAAAGUAUGCUUCGCAAGUAGUAUGUCGGUUUUUAAAGCCUCUGUCAGCGGCUUAUCAUGAGCUGGCUACCUCCCAACAUGCUGCUAUCAAACAUCGCGAUACCUUCAUCAGGGACAAGAAUAUGGGUCUAGUGAACCAAGUGUUAAGUUCUAUGUACAAAAAGAACAUUCAGAGGCUAACAAAGACGUUUUUAACACUUUCUCUGAGUGAUGUAGCCGCGCGAGUGCAGCUCACUGGACCAUCACAAGCUGAAAGUUACAUUCUUAACAUGAUUGAAGAAGGCGAAAUAUAUGCGAUGAUAAAUCAAAAAGAUGGAAUGGUGGUGUUCUUGGACAGUCCGGAGAAAUAUGCGUCGCCUGAAACUUUAUGCGUACUAGAACAACAAAUGGCUGCUUGCACAAAGUUGCACCAGUAUAUUCAAGAGAUGGAUGAACAGAUACAAGUUAAUUCUCAGUAUAUCAAGAAAUCAGUGGGCAGCCAUGACGAAGAUAUACCAGCCACCAGUCAGAAUUCUAAGACCACUUAUUCUAUGUAAACUUAUAGAUACUCAUUUUUUAAUAAAUAGCUUUGUAAUUAAAACACAAUUUUGUAGUUUGACUACAAUACAUCCCUAUCCCAGUUUAUUGUGCAACAUACAUACAUAAAUUUGAUUUAGGAAUAUAAACAUCUUUUUUAAAAACAACAGACAACAAAAAAUGAAAUAUAAAAGCAAAAUAUAUUACAAA